GCCGGGACUCCUCCCUCUGCUGUUGUUCGACAGAGAAGGGGUUUUGUUUCGAGAUAUUCAUCGUUUAAGUCAUCUUAAACGUGACACAGAAGUCUUUGAGAAAAUUAUAAGAUAAAUCUUCAUGGAUAUGGAGUUUAUUAAAGAGGAGCCUGAAGACUCGACUGAUGCAGAACCCUGCAGAGUGAAAGAUGAAGAAAUUGAGGAACAAAUAGGUCUGAUGGACGUGAAAGAGGAAAGCAGAGAACUGAAUGAAGUUGAGGACAUCCACCAUUUCCAGACACCUGAGAAUUAUAUAGCUGAAGAAAAACCUUCAAUUGACUAUCAGUCUGAAAAUCUUUCACAAGCAGGAUGCCUUAAAGAUCACAAUAAAAAUCAUACCAGAAAGAGGCCUUUCACAUGCCAUCAGUGUGGAAAGAGUUUCAAACAUAAAGGACGCCUUACCAUUCACGCAAGAGUUCACAAUGGAGAUAAGCCUUUCACAUGCAAUCAAUGCGGAAAGAGUUUCAAACACAAGGGCCAUCUUACUGUCCACACAAAAAUUCACACCGGAGAGAAGCCUUUUUCAUGCCAUCAAUGUGGAAAGAGUUUUGCAAAUAGAGGGCAACUUAAUGUUCACAAAAAAAUUCACUCCGAGGAGAGACCUUUCACUUGCCUUCAGUGUGGAAAGAGUUUCACAAAUAAAGAAAACCUUAAAUGUCACACGAAAACCCACGCUGGAGAGAACCUUUUCUCGUGUUUUGAGUGUGGAAUGAGUUUCACUGAUGAAUUAACUCUUCAGAAUCACGUAAAAACUCACUCUGGAGAGAGGUCUUUCCCGUGCCGUCAAUGUGAAAAGAGUUUCGAUCAUAAAGGACACCUUAAUAUUCACAUGAGGAGUCACACUGGAGAGAAGCCCUUCAUGUGUCCUGAGUGUGGAAAGAGGUUUAUUCAUAGGGGACAUCUUAACGAUCACUUAAGGAUUCACACCGGAGAGAAGCCGUUCACAUGCACUCUCUGUGGAAAGUGUUUCACGCAUCAAGCAAGCCUCUCCUGGCACAUGAGAACUCACACUGAAGAAACUCUUAAGCAUUACAUGAGAAUGCACCCUGAAGAGAAUCCUUUCAAAUGCCAUCAGUGUGGAAAGAGUUUCCUUCAUAAAGGACACCUUAAUGAUCACUUAAGGGUUCACACUGGAGAGAAACCGUUCACAUGCCCUCACUGUGGAAAGAGUUUCAGUCAUAAAGGAUACUUUAAUGUUCACGUAAGGAUUCACACUGGAGAGAAGCCGUUUGUGUGCCAUCAGUGUGGAGAGAGUUUCACGCAUAAAGGAAGCCUGAAGUGGCAUAUGAGAAUUCACACUGAAGGACUGUUCACUUGCAAUGAGUGCGGGAAGAGUUUCGCGUAUAAAAGAAAGCUCCAGAUUCAUAGAAGAAUUCACACCGAAGAGAACCCUUUAACUUGCCUUCAGUGUGGAAAAAGAUUCACUUGUAACAGAAAGUUUAAGUGCCACUUGAAAACUCACUCUAAAGUCAAUCCUUACUCAUGCAAACAAUGUGGAAAGUGUUUCAAUCAAAAAGGACACCUAAAUGAACACAUGAGGACUCACACCGGAGAGAAGCCGUUCACAUGCCAUCUGUGUGGGAAGAGCUUCAGUCAGAAAGGAACCUUUAACAUUCACGUAAGAAUUCACACCGGAGAAAGGCCGUUCACGUGCCAUCAGUGUGGAGAGAGUUUCAGUAAGAAAAGAAACUUGAAUGUUCACCUGAGAGCUCACACUGCCAUCAACUUUGCAUGCCAUGAAAGCGCACAAAGUUUAAUUCAAAAAGCGCACCUUAAUGAUCAUAUAAGAAUUCACAUUGUAGACAGGCCAUUCACAUGCCAUCACUGCAAAAAGAAUUUCAUUCAUAGAGGACACCUUAAUGAUCACCUGAGAAUUCACACCGGAGAGAAGCCUUACGCGUGCCAACAGUGUGGAAAGCGUUUCACCCAUAAAGGAAGCCUUACGUGGCACAUGAGAACUCACGCUGAUGAGGAACUUUUCCCGUGCCGUCAAAUUGAGAAGAAAUUUACAAAAAAUGUAGACGUUGAGAGUCAGAAAAGAAUUUGCACCGUAGAGAAGUCUUACUCGUGCCAACAGUGUGGAAAGUGUUUCACCCAUAAAGCAAGCCUUAGGUGGCACAUGAGAACUCACACUGAUGAGGAGCUUUUCACAUGCCACCUAAGUGAGAAGAAAUUUACAAGUAGUGUAGAUGUAGAGAGUCCGAUAAGAAUUCGCUCUGGAGAGAAGCCAUACGCGUGUCCUUUGUGUGAAAAGAGUUUCAGUCGUCAAGCAAUCCUUCAGAGUCACGUAGAAACUCACUUUGAAGAGAGUCCUUAAAGGUGCUGUUUGUAAUUUUUUGACUAAAGCAUAACAAUAGCGUAAUGUGUUCGCAGAUGUUAAGGAAACAUGCUAAUUCACAUACUUGUUUCUCUGAAAAACAAUGCUACGGCCAAUAUUACAUACUGCACACCUUUAAACAUGCCCUCGAUGUAGAAAGAAAACCCUUUAACCUUAGGAGAAACCAGGCAAUUUUUCUUUACUACGAUCACCUUAAAGCCCAAUUUAUACUUCUGUGUCGAACCUACGCCGUAGCCUACGCAGAGACGCACAGGCCUGCGCCGUAACAUAUGCCGUACCUGACGUGCACCUCUCCAAAAAUGUAACAGCGCGUCAAUUUUACACGGACCGCAAGCGCUGUGAUUGGUCUGCUAGAACUCCUCCCUCCGUAUGCACUUGAGUUCUGUGUGCGUUUAUGAGCACUGUAAUAUAGUUUAAUGUCACACCUUCUUAUUUAAAAUAAAACAAAGCAAAGAACAAGUGUCUUAUCAUUUAUUAUACUACAUAGCAUUAUACAUCACUAGUUGUCCGCGACAAACAAUGUUGAUCUGCCGUGGUACACGUCCUUGUGGAGAUUGAAAGAAUGCCAUCUGCUCCUGUUCCGUUGUCUCCUUUUUGUAGAUUUAAAUAACGAUUUAAUGAUUUGAUAUUUAUUUGCCACAGUCACUGCUAUGCUUCUCAGACGAGCCGCUUCUUCUCCAGCUUUUGCCGUGGUACUGCGGGUUCAUAAGCAAUAUGCCCGUGGACACUGCAGACUAGCGGUCCGCAUGUGUACUGCACGUCGACGCGGACGACGACGCAGAAGUAUAAAUGAAAACCGACGCACAGUUUACGGCGUAGAGGCUACGGCAUAGGUCCGACGCAGAAGUAUAAAUUGGGCUUUAUGAAGGACUUGCUUUUGGCUUGCUCACUGUGGGUAUAGUAACGAAUAACAUUUUUUAUGAAGCUCUAAAUGGAACUGCUCAGUAGUGACCUAUGGUAGAUAUGUCUUCAGUAUUUUCUGUAAAGCUUUGAAGCAGUGUACACUACCAUUGUAUAUGAAAAGCUCUGUAAAUCAAACUGACUUGACUAACACAUUUUUCUUGCAUUAAAUUCCUUUUAUUAAAUUUAAAACAACGAUUAUAGUUUCUUUUGAUAACAAAAUACAUGUGCAAGAGUUGGGUUCCUGCAACAAUUUUUUUUAUUUACACUUGUAGUAAGAUGUAUAUGUAAAGUUUAGUUUAGUUUGGUUUUCUUUUGCCAUUUCCAAGGACUGUGGGUAUGUUUACAUGAAAACGAUGCACUAAAAACAGACAACAACGUUGUCAAAACAAUCCCUGUAUACAUAUAUCCAUGAAAAGGACAUAACACUGUAUUCUGCAUGCCAGGCCAUUAGUUGGCGAUCUCACUUUGUAUAAAAAAAAAAAACACUACACAUGUGCACAUACUGACGGAACAUGCAAUACUGAUAUGUAUGACCUUAGUGUAUCACCGUUCUCGCAAAUUUGCAUUUUUAUAGUUUACAUGGAGACGAUAACGGUGUAGUAUUUAACUUGCACUUUUGAAACACAUGUGAAACACAUUUUCAGAAAUGUGCAUUUUCAUACCCCCAAAAUGCUGUUGUCAGGUAAAUGAAUGGCCAAAUACACAAAAAAGUUUUUAGGUUUAGUUAAAACUGCGUUGUGUAAACGGCCCCUUUCUUAGCGUUUUCCCCAUGUGUAAUUUGUUCCUAUGGUUACCAAUUAUGAUGACCUGUCUUCUGAUAAUCCUGUGUGCAUUUAAGCCCUCUGUUUAGUUCAGUUCAUUGUCCUGUUGUCUUUUCUAAUCUUUAUAAAGCUGAAACUUCUCUCCUGUGCCUUUGAGUAAAUUUUGGAUUACCUUCUUUAUGUUUCUAAAUUAAAUGGCUGACAUUGA
Messenger RNA from Onychostoma macrolepis, 4249 nucleotides. Its product is annotated as gastrula zinc finger protein XlCGF57.1-like. Bases 122 to 2356 code for a protein of 744 amino acids. The transcript is spliced from 3 exons. Lineage: Eukaryota; Metazoa; Chordata; Actinopteri; Cypriniformes; Cyprinidae. The record is from RefSeq and is a predicted model, not a curated record.